AUGUCUAUAGUGAAUAUUGUUGCCAGGGAGAUCCUGGACUCCAGGGGCAACCCAACUGUGGAAGUCGAUCUGCAUACUGCCAAAGGUCUGUUUAGAGCCGCAGUGCCCAGUGGAGCAUCCACCGGCAUCUAUGAGGCUCUGGAGCUCCGAGAUGGAGACAAGACUCGCUACAAGGGAAAAGGUGUAACCAAAGCUGUAAAUCACAUUAAUGACACCCUAGGACCUGCCCUCAUCAAAUCUGGGAUCAAUGUGUUGGAGCAGGGGAAGCUGGACAACCUGAUGAUAGAAAUGGAUGGCACUGAAAACAAAUCUAAGUUUGGGGCAAACUCUAUUCUAGGAGUAUCACUGGCCAUAUGCAAAGCUGGUGCAAAAGAGAAAGGUGUCCCGUUGUACCGUCACAUUGCUGAUCUGGCAGGAAACAGCGAAUUGGUACUUCCAGUUCCCGCUUUUAAUGUGAUCAAUGGGGGCUCACAUGCUGGCAACAGACUGGCAAUGCAGGAAUUCAUGGUACUUCCUGUAGGGGCAGAGUCUUUCCGUGACGCUCUACGUGUGGGGGCAGAGCUCUAUCAGACACUGAGGGGUGUCAUCAAGGAGAAAUAUGGGCAGGAUGCAACAAAUGUGGGAGAUGAGGGAGGGUUUGCGCCUAAUAUUCAAGAGAACAGUGAAGCCUUGGAGCUGAUAAAGACAGCCAUAGAGAAAGCUGGCUUCACAGACAAGGUGGUGAUAGGGAUGGAUGUUGCUGCUUCAGAGUUUUUCAUCGAGGGAAAGUAUGACCUGGAUUUUAAGUCUCCGCCCAACGCAGCUCGUAACAUCAGUGCUGAUGAGCUGGCAAGCAUCUACCAGGGCUUCAUUAACAACUACCCAGUGGUUUCUAUUGAAGAUCCUUUUGAUCAGGAUGACUGGCCGGCUUGGUCACAGUUCACAGCCUCAGUGGGCAUUCAGGUGGUUGGAGAUGAUCUGACGGUCACUAACCCGCGCAGGAUACAACGAGCUGUAGAGGACAAGGCCUGCAACUGCCUGCUGCUCAAAGUCAAUCAGAUUGGUUCAGUAACAGAGGCCAUCAAGGCGUGUAAGCUUGCCCAGGAGAACGGCUGGGGUGUGAUGGUGAGCCACCGCUCUGGAGAGACGGAGGACACUUUUAUAGCUGACCUGGUGGUUGGCCUCUGCACUGGACAGAUCAAGACUGGAGCCCCCUGCCGCUCAGAACGUCUUGCAAAAUACAAUCAGCUUAUGAGGAUUGAGGAAGAGUUGGGUGACCAGGCCCGCUUUGCUGGCCACAACUUCCGCAACCCCAGUGCUCUUUAAAUCCCUUUAGGUGCUGCACACAGGAAAGCACACAUAACAUACAAAACAUGUUAUAUUUCCCGGACAAAUAUAUAUAAUAAUGUUAUAAUAACACCUAAUUCAGCAGUGCUAAAACAAAUGAAUACACUCUUAAAAGUAUACAAACUAAUUAGUUUUCACAUAACCUAAAAUUAGUGUAAUUGCAAUAUAUUAAUAUAUUUAACAGAUGCUUAAGUAAGAAAUAAACAUAACUGACUACAGAUGGUUGGAGCAAAUCCUGUACAAAACCUAGAGGAAACAAAAGCAGCGUUUCACCUCUAAGCAGACGAGCACUUUCCCUGAUGAACUUGUGAUUUUGUUUCUUCUUCAGAACCCUGAAGUGUUUUCUGAUCUGUUGUACCCUGUUGUUUCCUCUUCCUCCUCUUCCUUAUGUUGUUUAUAAUGCGAACACUCAGAGGCUUGCACCAACAUUUUGUGUGUGUAUGUAUGUGUGUGUUAUUUUGUCUGACUGGUUAAGCUUAAUAAAGAAAUGAAAUAGAUAUUAACUUGAA
Notolabrus celidotus (New Zealand spotty) is the source of this 1835-nucleotide messenger RNA. Its product is annotated as gamma-enolase-like. The transcript has 12 exons. Gene Ontology annotation, biological process: glycolytic process. NCBI's taxonomy places the organism in Eukaryota, Metazoa, Chordata, Actinopteri, Labriformes, Labridae. Gene Ontology annotation, cellular component: phosphopyruvate hydratase complex. Bases 1 to 1305 code for a protein of 434 amino acids. The record is from RefSeq and is a predicted model, not a curated record. Gene Ontology annotation, molecular function: magnesium ion binding; phosphopyruvate hydratase activity.